This is a messenger RNA of Adineta steineri, 636 nucleotides long. The record is from the annotation of a GenBank genome assembly. Lineage: Eukaryota; Metazoa; Rotifera; Eurotatoria; Adinetida; Adinetidae.
AUGACACAGCAAGAAGUACAAUGUAUAAAAUGUGGCGUGUUCAAUGUCCCAUCUAAUAAUCACUCAUGCUAUUUUUGUUGGUAUGAUUUUGAAGCAACCGAUGAUGAACAAUUAGAAAUACAACAUUCUGAAUUAUUUCGUGAAAAAUCUAUUAACCUAUGGUAUAAAAAAUUAGGUGCUGGUAAUAUUACACUUUCUAUUUGGUCACCAAUGACAUUAAUGCAUAUUUUUCAUGAUUGUUUUCGAUGUCAAUCAACAACAUCAGAAAUGACAUUAAAACUUGCAGCUGGAAUAUUUCCUGAAAGCGUGGCUUGGCUUAAACGUCUUAUGAAAGGUACUAUUCCAUCUGUAUUAAUUACAGAUGAUGGAUAUCGAGUCUAUAAAUUCGGUGCUGGAAUUGAUCGAACACCUAUUUGGUAUUAUUGCAAAGAUCGUUGGUUUUGGUCACCCGAUUGGCCUGUUAUACAAUGGAUUCAAUGUCCUCUUCUUACCGUGACAUUUGAACCAUGGAUAGGUCAAGUACCACGUGAAGAUAAUAUAUUUAUUAUACUUUUUUUACAUAAAUAUAAACCAAAUCCAUCAUAUCCUGAUCUAAAACUUGAUCUGAAUUUCCAUCGAAAUGAAUAUUGCUUUUAA